This is a messenger RNA of Leptinotarsa decemlineata (Colorado potato beetle), 774 nucleotides long. RefSeq names its product uracil-DNA glycosylase. Gene Ontology annotation, biological process: base-excision repair; base-excision repair, AP site formation via deaminated base removal. NCBI's taxonomy places the organism in Eukaryota, Metazoa, Arthropoda, Insecta, Coleoptera, Chrysomelidae. Gene Ontology annotation, cellular component: mitochondrion; nucleus. The record is from RefSeq and is a predicted model, not a curated record. Gene Ontology annotation, molecular function: uracil DNA N-glycosylase activity.
AUGAGUGAAAACGCAUCAUCGAUUGCGUACUUCUGUGCAAAAUAUCCCAACGUCGUUAUUGAAAAUUCCAUCAAUCCUAAUUGGUAUCCGCUACUCAAUUCAGUUUUCGAGCAGAAUGAGGAAAACUUGACACAGCUGAACUAUUUUCUUGCGAAUAUUCUGGAACUGGUGAAUCCUGCGAAGGAACAUAUCUGGGCUUUCACUAGAUUCUGCAAUCCAGAUGAAGUUAAAGUAGUGAUCAUUGGGCAGGAUCCAUAUCCUACACCAGAGUUGAAAAAUUCCAUGGGCUUCAGUGUGAACCGUCCAAAUAACCUCAUACCACCAUCAUUGCAGAAGGUUCUCGAUGAGGUUCAGAGAGAUAUAUCUAACUCUCGGUUUGCUCCCUCUUUAAGGGGAUAUCCCCCACAACAUGGAUGUUUGGAAAACUGGGCCAGACAGGGAGUUGUUCUCUUGGAUGCUGUACUAACUGUGACGCAAAACAAUCCGCAGUCUCACAGAUUUAGAGGCUGGGAGAAAAUAGUUGGUUCCAUCAUCAUGUACUUACAAAAUAUCGCAAAACAUAAUGGAAGAUUCAUAAUUUUCAUGUUAUGGGGAAGAGUUGCUUGGAAAAUGAAGGAAUACGUUAACGUUAAUGGAGACAGUAAGGUUCUCCUUGCAGGUGAUCCGUCAUCUGAUGAUGAGAUGAACGACUUUAUGGGAUGUGAACAUUUUUCUAUCGCCAAUGAAAUCCUGAUCCGUGCUGGACUACAACCAGUGGACUGGUCUCUGGAGUGA